AUGGCCGUUUGCGACGAGAAUACCAAAGACCUUCUUGAGCUGGACAGGGUUUCUGCAACAAUCGUUCCUUCACCGGCCGUCUCGCCUGCAAACAAGCGUUCUUUUGAAGAUUCCUGCACGUCGAAAGAUGUGGCAUUUGUUCUGUUCUCAUCGGGAAGCACCGGCGUUCCCAAAGGCAUGCUGAGAGAGCAUGGAACUGCAUGUACAGGAUCUUAUGCACAUGCUCGAGCAAUGCACCUGGACAGUACCAGCCGCGUUCUGCAGUUUGCCAACCAUGUCUUUGACGUCGCAAUGCUCGACUUCUUUACGACGCUUCUCAUGGGAGGCUGUGUAUGCAUCCCUUCCGACUUGGAUCGCAAGAACGAUGUAGCAGGAUUCGUCAAUCGCUCCCAAGCCAAUUGGGCCCUCCUUACUCCUACCGUAGCCGAACUUCUCGAUCCGUGCACUGUUCCGAGUUUCAGGUUCGUGACUCUGGGCGGGGAGUCCAUCAAACCUGCGACUUUGGAGAAAUGGCUGAAGGUUUGCCGGGUAGGUAUCAACUACGGAUCUGCGGAGGUGGAUGUCACGCACGUCCGAGAUGUGUUUGACGCUUCAAAUCCUUCCAAUGUAGGCCUACGCUUACCAAGCUGCUUGGCAUACAUAGUGGACUCAGAGAAUGCCGCCAACGUACUGCCGGUAGGAGCAGUUGGGGAGCUGGUUAUAGCCGGAUCAACAAUGGCCCGCGAGUAUCUAAAUGCUCCUGAAAAGACGGCACAAGUGUUUAUAAGCACACCCCAGAGGUGGUUCACUCGAGGUUUCGUCGAAGAAAGCAGUGCGCUGGUGUCUCGCUUAUACCGCAUGGGUGACCUCUGUCGGCAAAGACAUGACGGCUCGUUUGACUUCGUAGGCCGCAAGGACUUCCAAGUGAAAGUGAAUAGUAAGUCCACCGAUGUGCGCUUAGUCGAGCGUUGUCGUUGACCACUCAUGCUCAGGUCAAAAGGUCGAGCUUGGAGACAUCGAAAGCAGACUCUGCCAGCAUGCCGCAGUCAAGCAAUGCAUAGUCUUGUAUCCGCUGCAAGGCCCAUACUCAAGACGCCUCGUGGCGGUCGUCCAGUCGCACGGCGAGUGCUCGCAUCGAACGCGGCACGAUCGAGCCGCAAAGGAGGCUGUAUCGGUGCUCAGCUUCCGUUCCAUGACCGACUUUCUGUCUCGCAAGCUGCCAUCGUUCAUGCUUCCGAGCGUUCUGAUCAGGCUGAAAACCAUGCCUUACACGCCAACCAUGAAGAUUGAUCGCAAUCGGCUCAAAGUGUGGCUGAUGGAGGACGAUGUCGGGGGUGAAAGUGCAGGGGCAGGGCCAGGGGAGAUAUGUCACAUAUCUACUGCCCUCGACGGCUCGGCACUCUUUGCGGAGGAGUUGACAGCAAUGAGGCUGUCAUGCAUCGUUGCGGAUGUCGUCGCUGACAGAGCCUCAGGCAUAUGGGCGUCUGUGCAUGGGCAUGACAACCGUCUUGUCGACAUUGGCAUCGACUCGGCGCAGACGAUGCAACUUGCUUCCAAGAUUCACCAGGAGUUUGGAGCCAAGGUUCUCGUCGAGGUGCUGGCCGAUCCGGACAUGACAGUCCGCAAACUGGC
Pseudocercospora fijiensis CIRAD86 is the source of this 1611-nucleotide messenger RNA. RefSeq lists its product as uncharacterized. Gene Ontology annotation, biological process: secondary metabolite biosynthetic process; amino acid activation for nonribosomal peptide biosynthetic process. Gene Ontology annotation, cellular component: cytoplasm. The transcript is spliced from 2 exons. Bases 1 to 957 code for a protein of 318 amino acids. Gene Ontology annotation, molecular function: phosphopantetheine binding. The record is from RefSeq and is a predicted model, not a curated record. Lineage: Eukaryota; Fungi; Ascomycota; Dothideomycetes; Mycosphaerellales; Mycosphaerellaceae.